This is a messenger RNA of Necator americanus (New World hookworm), 3003 nucleotides long. RefSeq lists its product as uncharacterized. NCBI's taxonomy places the organism in Eukaryota, Metazoa, Nematoda, Chromadorea, Rhabditida, Ancylostomatidae. The transcript has 5 exons. The record is from RefSeq and is a predicted model, not a curated record. The coding region runs from base 1 to 3003 and encodes 1000 amino acids.
AUGGUUCUCUCGCGUUUCAAAGGUGAGAAACUCGAAACACUCAAAGCUCCUGAUGACGAAUCUCCUCCAACUUAUGCAAAAGAGUGUCGUAGGAGAUUACGGGAAGGAAUAGGCGCUAUUGAAACAUGUACAGCUAGGAUUGAGCAACUGCUUCAAGACUACGCGUCAACUUUAGACAAUAUGGAUACACCUCAAAAAGAAAGCGCAGAUUUUGAAGAAAAUUCUUUAAAAGCAGAAGACGUUCUUUUUUCUGCCUUCGAUUAUACGGUGCUACUACAAGCUCGCGUAAAAGCAUUUUCGUCCUUUGCUAUCGCGUCAACUGUCAGAACUACGCGAAUCGGUAUCGAUUCAGAGUCGGUAUCAGGGACGAAAAAGCUGGAAUUACCAACUCUGCCUAUUCCUGUUUUCAACGGCAACAUUUGGGAAUGGGAUAACUUCUGCACCCUUUAUAACGCUGAUGUUCAUUCUCAACCUAUGCCUGACCUCUUCAAACUUAAUUAUCUACUAAACGCAUUAAAAGGAGAGGCUCUCAACGCCGUUAAGAAAUUUCAAGUAACAGCAGAUAAUUAUGUGAAGGCGCUAGAGUUCUUAAAAAGGACAAAAGGGGAGAAGCCCCCAUCGAACCCACAAGACAAACACGCAUUUUCGCCGCCUUCUAAAAAGAAAGAAACUAGUGUAGUGAAGACCACGCCUAAAACCAGACCAACACCAAAGAUCAACCAUCUUAGCGAAAAGGAAUCAAAAACCAAGAAAUGGCGAUUUGUGGACUACCAAGACAAUCAGAUGAAAAUUCCGGUACUACUAGACACUGGAGCCUUCGGUUCCGAACAGAUACAAGAGAACAUUAGCAGAAAGGUGCCGCUGGAGAUUUGGGAUGAAGAUGGGCAACCUUACACCUUACAACUUCUGACCCAUGAAAUCCUCACGAAAUCAUUUACUACUGCACCGGUCCUCAAAGAAGAUGUCGCGUUCAUCAACCCACGGAGAUUACCAAUCAAACUAACCGAACAACAAUCGACAACUAAACCACUGAUACUAUUGGGGUGCGACCAGUUGUGGCCUCUAAUCCGGGAUGAUCAGCCACACAUCCGACUUCCUUCAGGUCUUCACCUUCUUCCAACUCGGCUCAGUCAUCUGUUGACAGGGCAGGUGCAAAAAGCGAAUCAAAUCACACAGAUAAUUGACAAUUUAGAAGAAUUCCAUAAAUGGGACAGAAUGUGGUCUCUAGAAGCACAAGUGAACGCGUUUUCUGCUGACAUCAGUCCAGAUAAAACGGAGGAUCAGGAGCUAUGGGAAAAAUAUUGGUCCUUAGAGGUUGAAGGUACAGAAGAAUUCGGGAAUUCAGGAAAAGAUAUACAGUCACUCAUAGAUAAACGAGUUUUGGAGAACUUCAUGAAAACAGUCGAGAAGAGAGAAGACGAUAAUAGAGCAAUUGAUGUUAAGCGGCUGAUAAGUUUAUGGAAUUCACUACAGAAGAACCCCGAACUUCUAGAGCAGUACAAUGGAGUCUCCCAAGAACAACUACGACUAGGCAUCAUUGAGGAAGUGGAUGAGAAAAUACCAACAGUGGGAACAAGAAUCCACUAUAUUCCGCAUCAAGCAGUAUUGACUCGACAUAAAACUACAACGAAACUACGUGUCGUUUUUGACGCGUCAACUCAUUACAAAAAUGUUUUUUCUCUAAAUGAUGCUCUCCAUAGAGGACCCGUGAUUCUUCCAAGGCUUUAUGGACUUCUCUUGCAUUUCCGGAUUGGACAAGUAGCAUUAAGUUCAGACGUGGAAAAAGCAUUUUUGCAAAUUCACACAACACAUUUCCAUCUCGAUCACUACAAGAAGGACAUUCAAUUAGUAACCGAAAUAAAAGACAACCUUUAUGUAGACAACCUGCUACUGACGGCUGACACAACAGAGGAAGCAGUUCGGAUCUACAAACGCACAAAAAUGAUAUUCAACGACCUAAAAAUGAAUCUUCGAGAGUUUGUUUCAAACAAAGAAGAGGUAAUGGGGGCCAAAGACAGCAAGGAUAGGUCUUCAAAAAAAUCGCUGAAGAUCCUCGGGAUAAAAUGGUACACCAGUACGGACCAGUUCGAGAUUGCUUGUACCGUUUCUCUAGAAAAAAACGUGACCAAACGAACAGUGGCAAGCGCAAUAACAUCCAUCUAUGACCCUAAGAGCUGGAUAAUACCGCUUAUCCACAAAGCGAAAAUCUUCCUACAAUCAUUGUGGAAAGAUCAACUAUUAUGGGACACACGGUUACCAAUAGAUCGCGUAAGGGAGUGGGAAUCCAUUUGCUCAAAUAUUGAUGGAUUCCGCAAGACGUUUCCACGGGAAGUAACAACACGAUUUUCAGAAGCAGUACUAAUAAUCUUCGCGGACGCCAGCAGCGAGGCUAUUGCUUCUUGCGUGUAUUUACGAGUGCAAUCCAGAACAUCGCUACUAAUGGGGAAAGGUAAACUCCCAUCUCUCAAAUCGAGUAUUACAAUGCCUAAGAUGGAACUCAAUGCGAUGACUCUGGCUAUGCGUCUAACCAAUUCGGUUUUAUCACAGAUAUCAUCUGCGGUGAAGGUGACUAAAGUAAUUAUCUUAUCAGACUCAGAGAUUGUACUCAAAUGGAUAAGCAGGAAACCGCGUCCGGACAUAGGCCCUUUUAUAAGGAAUAGCGUUUUAGAAAUCCAACGAACCGUGAGUCACAUGGAGGGCCUUGGCUAUCCUGUUCAGAUAGGUCACAUCCCGUCGCAACUGAAUCCACCGGACUGCGCCACCAGAGGACGGGACAAAGAAGUGUUUCAUAAACACUUCUGGUGGACAGGCCCACCGUUCCUUUCACAAUCAAUGGAGUACUGGAAUUGCGCUUACAAACCGAUAGAUAUCAUUGACGCGUCUGAUGAGAAUCCUUCGUCUCUCACUUAUAGCCACCACACAGUCAAGGAGGGCCAUGCCUCUUCAAAUGUUCAUGAGAAUAAGACUUAUAUUUUCAUCAACAAUAAGGAAAUCAAUCAAUAA